Molecule: messenger RNA, 1292 nt
Organism: Ilex paraguariensis (yerba mate)
Lineage: Eukaryota; Viridiplantae; Streptophyta; Magnoliopsida; Aquifoliales; Aquifoliaceae
Source: the annotation of a GenBank genome assembly
AAAAAAAAGAAAAGAAAAAAAAAAAGAAACGCCUUCUUUGGAAAAUGCCAGAUUCGGAAGCUGAUACCCCGGCAGUCUCGGCACCGGCGACCCCAGGCACGCCAGGUGCUCCGCUUUUCUCGUCACUCCGAGUGGACUCACUAUCUUAUGAUCGUAAGUCAAUGCCCCGAUGCAAGUGCUUGCCUCUCGAUGCCGCUACGUGGGGUGCACCUCACACGUGUCUCACAAACUUCCCUGCACCAGAUGUCUCUCUCACCCGCAAGCUUGGAGCAGAGUUCGUGGGGACCUUCAUCCUGAUAUUUGCUGCAACAGCGGGGCCCAUAGUGAACCAAAAGUACCACGGAGCGGAGACGCUCAUAGGGAAUGCCGCAUGUGCUGGGCUGGCUGUUAUGAUCGUGAUUCUGUCAACAGGCCACAUUUCUGGAGCUCACCUCAACCCAUCGCUCACCAUCGCCUUUGCUGCCCUUCGCCAUUUCCCAUGGGUCCAAGUGCCGGCCUACGUAGCAGCACAAGUUUCGGGAUCCAUCUGUGCUUCUUUUGCUCUCAAGGGUGUUUUCCACCCCUUCAUGUCAGGUGGUACCACAGUUCCUUCCGUCAGCACUGGCCAGGCUUUCGCCCUCGAGUUCCUCAUAACCUUUAACCUCCUGUUUGUGGUUACUGCCGUUGCUACCGAUACCCGUGCAGUGGGAGAGUUGGCUGGUAUAGCAGUCGGAGCUACUGUUAUGCUCAACAUUCUUGUGGCCGGGCCAUCGAGUGGUGGUUCGAUGAAUCCUGUGCGCACUCUGGGCCCAGCAGUUGCUGCAGGAAAUUACAAGUCGAUAUGGAUAUACCUGGUGGCACCCACACUCGGUGCCAUAACCGGUGCAGCUAUCUACUCAGCCGUGAAACUUCGAGGAGACGAGGGUGAUCCCCCACGCCAGGUCAGGAGCUUCCGUCGCUAGGUGUCGUUUUUUUGGCAGAGGGCCCCAGUGGUUUUGCUGCAAUUAUUUUACGACUUAGUCCUGUUGAUGAAGUGAAAGCUCAGCUACUCGUGUGAGAAUAAAGGCGAUGGACAAAUAAGAUGUGACUUUAAGUCCACGCUCCAAGGUCUGGUAACAGCGUGUUUAUUAUUAUAUUGCUUGGUGUGCUUUUAUGUUAGUUGAGAAUAAUAUCAUUCACUUUGGGUGGAUGAGUUUGGUCAACGUUUGUCGUGGUUCAUGUGGCCCGUAGGGGAAACUAUUUUAUGCUUCGUUUACCUUGUGUUUAUUCGAAUGAAAUGUAAACAUUUUAUGUUUGAUGCUUUUGUAUUGUUG